GUUUCACAUAUAUUAGUAUGGCAUUGCUUCAAUCAUCACCGGCAACGAAUUCUAAUCGACACUUGUCUUCGCACUCCAGCUCUCCCAAGCAUGAGAAAAAAACCAAAUAUUUCACCUCACCAAAUCGAUUCGUUGUUUUGUCAACGGCCAAUGAUGAGCUGGCAUCGGACGUAUUUACGUCUAACUCCAAUGCUACAGAGCGCGAGCAACUACCACCAAGUCAAAACGUACUGAAGUCCUUUCAUAUGCCGGCGAUUUACGUAAAGAACAUCAGAAACUUUUCUGAGUUUCAUAAAAAAUUAAUACACCUCACGGGUAUUAAUGAUUUUUCUUUGAUCACACAGCCUCAUACAAAGGAUGCCUAAUUCGCAAGAAAUUGGUACUAUCAAAUAAAAAAAAAACAAAAAUGCCAGAUACUCAAAGGCAAAAAGCUCGUACUCGUCAUCAUGGCAACAACACCAAAGUGGGUCCAACGUAUGCCAACAUAUCUUCAGAGCAACCAACACACACUAUUUCUGAUACUAUAUCUACAUUUCUGAUUGAAAUAAAAAUCUUAUUAAACCCUCUACUUUCCCUUUUCACCGUCCUAAUAAACAAACUCACAACGAAUUCCCCAUAAAUUAUCACAACCAAUUACCAACAAUUGCAUUCAACCUAUUUAUGUAAUCUAUACGCCCUUAUCUUUAUA
Molecule: messenger RNA, 688 nt
Organism: Sipha flava (yellow sugarcane aphid)
Lineage: Eukaryota; Metazoa; Arthropoda; Insecta; Hemiptera; Aphididae
Exons: 2
Coding region: 18-365 (115 amino acids)
Source: RefSeq, a predicted model, not a curated record